AUGACAUCAGUCCAACCCAAACCCACAUCAAUCUCCUCCGCGGAGGUUGAUGUUGACUACGAGAAAGCUUCUCCAGUUUCAGAAGCAUUCAAGGGCGCAGACGCUUCCGACGCCGGGUCGAACAUCGGCCUAGAACUGUACCACGCGACUGCUAUACAAGGUCUAGAAUAUACCAAAGAAGAAGAGCGCAAAGUCGUCCGCAAGAUUGAUUUCUACGUCCUCUCGAUACUGAGUGUGACCUUCUGCCUGCAAUACCUCGAUAAAACCGCGCUCAACUAUGCCAACCUUUUCGGGAUGCAAACAUCACUCAACCUCACUUCGGACCAGUUCAGCUGGCUUGGAUCCAUCUUCUACUUUGCCUACUUGGUGGGCUCGAACCCUUCUUCCAUGCUCCUGCAGCGAUUUCACAUGGGCCGCAUCCUCGGUGUCGCUGCCAUCAUCUGGGGAGUAAUCAUCAUGACCACGGCCGCCACGGACAAUUUUGGCGGAGCAAUGGCCAACCGUUUUUUCCUCGGGCUGGUCGAGUCGAUCGUCACGCCUGGUCUCGUGCUCCAGACAGGCAUGUGGUACCGUCUUGAGGAACAGCCAGGAAGACAACUUUGGUGGUACUCUUUCCAAGGCUGGGCGGCCGUCAUCGGUGGUUUACUUGGGUAUGGCGUCGGUCAUAUCAAUGGUGCAUUGUCCGAGUGGACAUACAUCUUCCUCAUUCUGGGUGGAGUGACAAUCCUUUGGGGAGGACUGGUGUUCUUCUGCUUACCAGAUACACUCGUCAAGACAAGGUUCUUCACGGAGAGGGAGAAAGCGAUCGCGUUGGAUCGGGUAGCGAAGAAUAAAUCUGGCCUGAAGAACAAGACCUUCAAGUGGUACCAGGUUGAGCAUGCUCUCAAAGAUCCCAAGACCUACCUGCUUUUCUUCAUGUCAAUCGCCGCCCAGAUUCCAAAUGGGACGAUCACUAAUUUCUCUACCGUUAUCACCAAGGGUAUCGGCAAUUUCACAACCUUGCAGACUACCCUGCUCGGUAUUCCACCGAAUGUGAUCCAAGUUGCUGCCCUACUCAUCUCCGGUUAUUUGGCGAGCAAGAUCCCCAACACACGAGUUCUGAUCAUGACAGCUGGAAACAUCGCCUGCGUCGUUGCUGCCGCAUGUAUGGCCUACCUGCCAGUAGAGGAUCGCUGGCCGCGCCUCGUCGCCUUUUGGAUUACGCCAAGCCAGAGUAUCGGCUUCUCUCUCUCGCUGGUCAUGGUUUCUGCCAAUACGGGCGGGUUCACAAAGAAGUCCUUCACCGCGGCGACUACGUUUGUUGGAUAUUGCAUCGGGAACAUCAUCGGCCCACACUUCUAUAAGCCCGAGGAAUCUCCUAUCUUCCGGACUGCCAUCAUCUCCAUGCUUGCCGGAUACUGCAUCAAGACCGCCCUCGGUAUUGUCCUCGGCCUGUACAUGUGGAACGAGAACAGGAGGCGAGACAGGCUCCUCGCUGAGACAGGCGGGCAGAGUGAGAAGGAAUCGGAAGAAGAUGGAAUGCUCGAUCGCACCGAGUUUGAAAACCCUGGGUUUAGGUACUCACUUUAA
This is a messenger RNA of Dacryopinax primogenitus, 1569 nucleotides long. Its product is annotated as MFS general substrate transporter. Gene Ontology annotation, molecular function: allantoate transmembrane transporter activity; dipeptide transmembrane transporter activity. Lineage: Eukaryota; Fungi; Basidiomycota; Dacrymycetes; Dacrymycetales; Dacrymycetaceae. Gene Ontology annotation, cellular component: plasma membrane. Gene Ontology annotation, biological process: transmembrane transport; allantoate transport; tripeptide transport. The coding region runs from base 1 to 1569 and encodes 522 amino acids. The transcript has 6 exons. The record is from RefSeq and is a predicted model, not a curated record.